CAGCGGCACAUCGCGGCUCAGCGUGCCGAGCUGUAGCGCACUCAGCCCGGCGUACAGCAGCACGGAGCCCGCUGCGGAGUAGCAGCUUCUUCUCGCGGAGGAAUAGAGACACAGUGCGGACUGAAGCGAAUUAUUUGUGACGAGAACAAGUGAAUUAACGUUAAAUCGAUUUGUUUGGAGCUCAGCACCGACAUGGCGAGUGAUUCUCCAGCUCGAAGUCUGGACGGCAUCGACCUCUCUGCCCUGAGGGACCCUGCUGGGGUCUUCGAGUUGGUGGAGCUGGUGGGCAACGGCACAUAUGGUCAGGUUUACAAGGGUCGACAUGUGAAAACCGGUCAGCUCGCUGCCAUCAAGGUGAUGGACGUAUCAGGGGAUGAAGAGGAGGAGAUUAAAGGGGAGAUCAACAUGCUGAAGAAAUAUUCCUACCACCGAAACAUCGCCACUUACUACGGAGCCUUCAUCAAGAGAAACCCACCCGGAGUGGACGACCAGCUGUGGUUGGUGAUGGAGUUCUGUGGAGCGGGUUCUGUAACGGAUCUGAUUAAGAACACUAAGGGGAACUCUCUGAAGGAGGACUGGAUCGCCUACAUCAGCCGAGAGAUCCUCCGGGGUCUGACUCACCUCCACCAACAAAAGGUCAUCCACAGAGACAUCAAAGGCCAGAACGUGCUGCUCACAGAGAACGCAGAGGUGAAACUAGUGGACUUUGGCGUUAGUGCCCAACUGGAUCGCACAGUCAGUCGGAGAAACACGUUUAUCGGCACCCCCUACUGGAUGGCCCCAGAAGUAAUCGCCUGUGAUGAAAAUCCAGAGGCUACAUAUGAUUUUAAGAGUGAUCUGUGGUCACUUGGAAUAACUGCUAUUGAGAUGGCCGAAGGAGCUCCACCCCUGUGUGAUAUGCACCCCAUGAGGGCUCUGUUCCUGAUCCCCCGCAGUACAGCCCCUCGAUUAAAGUCCAAGAAGUGGUCUAAGAAGUUCCAGUCGUUUAUCGAGAGCUGUUUAGUGAAGAAUCACACCCAGAGGCCGACUACCGAACAGCUCCUGAAGCACCCCUUCAUCCGAGAUCUGCAGAACGAACGACAGAUCCGCAUCCACCUGAAAGACCACAUCGACCGCACCAAGAAGAAGAGAGGAGAAAGAGAUGAGACUGAGUACGAGUACAGCGGGAGCGAGGAAGAGGAGGAAGAAGGAGAUGUAGGAGAACCAAGUUCCAUCAUUAAUGUCCCUGGUGAGUCCACUCUGAGGCGGGACUUCCUGCGGCUGCAGUUGGCCAAUAAGGAGCGUUCUGUCCUCAUACGGAGGCAGCAGCAGGAGCAGCAGAACGAGGAACACAAGCGCCAGCUACUGGCUGAAAGGCAGAAGCGCAUUGAGCAGCAGAAGGAGCAAAGGCGCAGACUAGAGGAGCAACAUGUCCGUGAGCAUGAGUUGAGGAAGCAGUUUGAGCAGAGAAGACAGGCUGAGAGAGAACAGGAGUAUAUUCGGCUGCAGUUGGAGGAGGAACAGAGGCAGUUAGAGAUCCUGCAGCAGCAGCUCCUUCAGGAGCAGGCUCUACUGCUGGAGUACAAGAAGAAGCAGGUGGAGGAGCAGCGGCAGGCUGAGAGACUCCAGCGGCAGCUCGAGCAGGAGCGAGCCUACCUCGUCUCCCUCCAACAAAAACAGCAACAGCAGCCGGAGCCCCGCCCCGCACUGUACCACUAUAUCGACCAGGUCAACCCCAGCGACAAACCAGCCUGGGCCAAAGAGAGAGCCCACAACAACUCUCCUCUUUCUCACCUGAAAAAUGUCCGCAGCAAGGAGCAUUCAUCCUCCUCUCCAUCCUCACGCCAAAACAUGCCCCGCUUCACCCCCUCCAACCCUAUAAACCUGCCCCUGUCCGGGCGCUCGCGGGCACUGAGGCAUUUCCCUCAGCACCGCGGCCAGCCGAAGCCGAAGUCGAUGCCCCUCCCCCAAAUCCAGAUCUCAGAGAGCAAAGACAGCAAAGCUUUGGAGCGCAAGCUUAACCUCCAGAUCCAGCAGCUCCGCGCUCAGGAGCGGCCCCGCGGCCGCAGCCCCGGACCCUCCGCCCACAAGGUGGAGGAACGAUCGAGACUGAACCGCCAGAGUUCUCCGGCCCUGCAGCACAAAGCAGCCAACCGGAUUUCUGACCCCAAUCUGCCCACCCGCUCUGAAUCCUUCAGCAGUGGAGGGGUACAGGCUGGAAGAACACCCCAGUUGCACAGAGCUGUAGAACCACAGAUGGCCCAUCUGGUGUCUAUGAAGUCUCAUGGUCCCUCGCUGUCCGGUUCUCCGUCUCUACACGACCAGUCCUCUAAAGGAGUUUCAGCUUUCCAGGAGGGCUUGGGGGCCCACCGGCCCGAAAUGCCUCGUCAGAACUCUGACCCCACCUCAGAGAUGCCAGCUGUGUCCGCUGUACCUUCUCGAGGUCGUGAGGAGAAGCAGAGUUCAGAGCGCAGCCCCCUCUGGCUGAUGGAGGACGACACGAGAGGCAAGUUGAGUGGGGUGACCGGAGCUCCCCCUCGACCUGCCUCCAUCUCCCCAGCGAUGGUGAGGAAGAACUCACCUGGAAAUGGGUCAGUGCCAGGAGAGCUCAAACCGCGGGCCGGGUCUCAGCUGAUACGCAGCAGUAAUCCUGACCUGCGGAGGGCGGAGCUCUCUCUGGAUGUGGGUCUACAGAGGGGAGGCAGUAACAGCUCCUCCAGUGCCAGCACACCCAGCUCACACAGCGACACACACCCCGACAGAACCGACCGGAGACACAGUCAGGGUCCUAGUAAGUCAGAUGGUUCUCCAGUAACAUCUCAGUCCCAGGAGACCUCCAAACCCCGACAGGAAGAGAGCCGAGAGACCAGGACCAGCCGACCAGCGGAUUUAACUGCUUUAGCUAAAGAGCUGCGCGAGCUGCGAGUGGACGAGUCUCACCGGCCGCCCAUCAAAGUGACGGAUUACUCCUCGUCCAGCGAGGAUGAGGACAGCAGUGAGGAUGAGGAUGGAGUUAACGUCGCACACGAUGGCACUGUACCCGUCAGUGACAUUCCUCGGAUCAUGCCAUCAGUGCAGAGCAGUGAGGGUUACAGCAGCAGACGUGAAGAUUCAUACAGCAGCUCUAAAGAUGGAACGUUGCUCAUGAGGGAGACUGGUGACAGUAAUGGGUUUGUUGGUAAUGGUAAUUUGCCAGACUUGGUUCAGGAAAGCCAGUCGCCUUCAGGUACUCCCACCGAGCCUCAGAUGGACCUCCACUCUCCAGAGGUACAGGAGUAUGCUCUGAGUGGCGGAUCCAAAGCCUCCUUCACUCCAUUUAUGGACCCCGAUGUGUAUCUGACCUCCCCCAACGACGGCAGUGAGGAGAUGUCUGCUGCAGCUCUCUUUGCUGAUGAACUUUUGCGUCAGGAGGAGGCUAAACUGAGCGAAGCUCGAAAGAUCUCGGUAGUGAACGUAAACCCAACAAACAUCCGACCCCACAGCGACACGCCCGAGAUCCGCAAGUACAAGAAGCGCUUCAACUCUGAAAUCCUGUGUGCUGCACUGUGGGGGGUGAAUCUGCUGGUGGGAACAGAGAACGGUCUGAUGCUGCUGGACCGCAGUGGACAGGGUAAAGUCUACAACCUCAUUACCCGCCGUCGCUUCCUACAGAUGGACGUCUUGGAGGGCCUAAACGUCCUCGUCACCAUCUCAGGUAAGAAGAAUAAGCUGAGGGUGUAUUACCUGUCCUGGCUGAGAAACAGGAUAUUGCAUAACGACCCCGAGGUGGAGAAGAAGCAGGGCUGGAUCACGGUGGGGGAGCUAGAGGGCUGCGUCCAUUAUAAAGUCGUAAAAUAUGAGCGAAUAAAGUUCCUGGUGAUCGCGCUGAAGAAUGCUGUGGAGAUUUACGCCUGGGCUCCCAAACCAUAUCAUAAAUUUAUGGCUUUUAAGUCGUUUGCGGAUCUCCCUCACAGGCCUCAGUUGGUGGAUCUGACUGUGGAGGAAGGUCAGAGGCUGAAGGUCAUCUACGGCUCCUGUGUUGGGUUCCACGUGAUUGACGUUGACUCUGGAAAUCCGUACGACAUCUACGUCCCCUCUCAUAUUCAGGCCACGGUGACGCCUCACGCGAUCGUGGUUCUGCCGAAGACAGACGGGAUGGAGAUGCUGCUGUGUUACGAGGAUGAGGGGGUGUACGUGAAUACGUACGGACGCAUCACUAAAGACGUAGUUCUGCAGUGGGGGGAGAUGCCCACAUCUGUCGCCUAUAUCCACUCUAAUCAGAUUAUGGGCUGGGGGGAGAAGGCCAUAGAGAUCAGGUCGGUGGAAACGGGCCACCUGGACGGAGUCUUCAUGCACAAACGAGCUCAAAGACUUAAGUUUCUCUGCGAGAGAAACGACAAGGUGUUCUUCGCCUCGGUGCGCACCGGAGGCAGCAGUCAGGUUUUCUUCAUGACGUUGAACAGGAACUCCAUGAUGAACUGGUGAAACCUGGACGACUGAUAACCACCAGACACUUUCAUCCAAUCAGCUGCUGCGUCUCUGAUCUCGCGGCACAAAAGACACGACUCUGAGCCGGACAUGUUCAAGACUUCGGGGUUUGGACCUGAAACCUGUCAUGGCGGAUCAGGUCCGCUGCAGUGGCACCUAGCUUCCACAGGGGGCGCCACCUGGACUAACAGACCGCUGUAGACUGUACUGAAGCCAGACAGCACUUCUCUCACCACAUUCAGACGGGUUUUCUGCUGGUUCUGAUCAUCCGAUUUUAUUUUCUGGCCCAACUGGAUUUACCGGACAGUCGUAGAGAUUUACCCUGAUUAUAAGAAGACUUUUAACCCCUUAACCUGCAAGAUUUCAGACUUUAAUCCUGCAACAAUGGACUGGGACAAAUUAAAAUAUCAGAAUCUUAUCAAAACCAGGCCUGGACUACUGCACUAAAAUAUCUGCAUUUUAUUCAGAAUCUCAGUGGAUUUUGUGGGGUUUAAUUAAUUUAAAGAAUAAUAAUUUAAUUUACACAUUAUUGAUGUACUGAACAUAAUUACUACACAAAAUAAUUGUGUAAAUGUAUCAUAUUUAAUUGAUCAUUUACAGCAUCAGUGCUUUCCCUUAUCAGCACACUCUUAAUAAAUCUUAAAAAGAAAAAAGGUCAUUUGAUUAAUGUACAUUGGCUCCUAAAUGACUGAUUGAUCAAUUGAUUAAUUGGUUCAUUAUCAAAAUAAUAAAAAAUAAAUCUGCAGGUUAAAGGGUUAAACCAUACAUAAUUUUUGUCACGCAAAAACUUGAAUCUCCAUUUUGUUUAGUUAUUUUUUUGUUAUUGUAGUUUUUCAAUUUUCUCCAUAAUGUAAUUCCUGAUAUUGUAGAAAUGCUCCAAAAUAACUUGGAAUUAAAUCUUUUUUUACAUUGACUUCCAUUAAAAGUUAAGAAGGCUUUUUUUCCCUUCUUCUGUAAAGCUGCUCUUUUAGAGACGUAAAUUAUGUCAAAAAGUAAAAAUUUAAAAAUUAACAACUUUUUUUGUUUGUUUAGUUUCUGUGUGACAGAGAAGAUGUGGAGGUAAAGUCAGCUUAACUUGUUUUGCUUCCAAAAUAAUGUUGUCUUUAAAUGUGAACUUCGGUUCCACGCCAAAAAAAUAACGUUAAAAAUAAUCAUUAAUUAAGAAGAAAAAAAAAAUUCUAGACAUCAAGCUUCAGGCUUUCACUUCACGAUGUUGUAUGUAUGUUAACGUACAGAUGUUAGCGACAUACGCACAUCAAUCAACGACUUUCGCUCUGGUGCUCAUUUGUAUUUCCUCACGCGAUAUCCUUAUACUGUACAAAUAUCCAAAGUACUGUCUCCACCAUCACACACUGGAUCUGUUCGAGUAAAGGCCUAUUCACACCAAGUUUAUUUUUUUCGGAUGGAAAAAAUGGACGAGAUUUUUAACAGCAGUUUUGGACACAUUCAAUUUAAUACACAUUGGUUUUUAAAUACUGAUGUGCAUUUUUUCCGUCUAUAAAACUUUACCCGCAAACAUUGCAUUGGUUGUUAAUAUAAGUUAUUAUAUAUUUUUUUUUUUUCACAAAUUGAAAUACAUUUUUUAAAUGAAUAAUUGGACUAGGUGUGAAAAAUUGUUAAUAUACUUUUUUUAUGGGUAAUAGGAUGGAAUGUACAAAAAUCAUUCAUUUCGUUUUAAAACUUUUAAAAAAGUUUAGAUUUUAUGGGUAAUUGGAUGGGGUGUGAAAAAAAAAAUUAAUAUACGCAUUUUUAUGUUCAAAAGUUAAAAUAAAUUAUUUUAAUGGCCAAUUGGAUGGGGUGUGAGUUGUAGGGGCUUUAAUGCCUAGUUAAUUCAGAUUUUUAUGAUGGGCUGUAACUGUGCACACUCAUGUUAUUAACGAGCCAAUGAAAAAAUGACUAUUAAUGAUGUAAAGUUUCUAUAGGAGCCUUUAAUAGGCAUUAUUACUGGUGCCUAGCACAAUCUAAACCUGUAUAUUAAAAUGGCAUAAUUUUUGCUGUUGCAUGGAUGUAGGGUGUAUUUUUAAGUCAAUCACUGAUUUUAUUAUUAACCAUUUAUACCUACUAUACAUACAUGUAUAGUAAAUAUCAUUCUUACACUGAAAAAAGAAGAUUUUUGCUUUUUAUUAUAAUGUGAAUCUGGCAGUUCUUUAUUUUGUGUCCAAAUCUGAUGGAAAUGCUCUAUAAUGAUACAAAAUAAAAAGUUUGCAUAGAUUUUCACUAAAAAUAGGGAUACACUGAAAUGAAAGUGUUCGGCUGAAUGUUGAAUAUUGAAUACUGAUUUUUUUUUUUCUGCAGGCUUUUAAUAAAUGUUGCCAUUUUUUUGCCCUUGUCAGACAAAUAAUUACAGUUGCCAAAUAUUCAGUGCAUCGCUAAUUUUACUAAAGUUACAAAUUAUUAUUUUUUUUCCCCCUGUAAAUUUGUACAUUGUUGACAGCAAUUAUAUAUACAUAUAAUCAUAAAUCCUAAUUAUAUAUGUUAUAUUGAUUUUAAAAGGGAAUGUUUUUUCACUAUUCAACAUUAAGAUCAAAUUUCGAUCAAUUUUAACAUUGAUGGACCUUUAAAUAUAUAUCAAAAAAACAUUAAGAUUACACAAUUUUUUUGUGUGUGUAGUUUUUUUUUUUGUUUGUUUCAGAACAACCACCACCAUGUUUAACAGGUUUUUAAUUCAUUUCGGUGGAAAACAUGGUGCUCAAUGACUAAUUUUAGGUUUUACAGCUGUACAUUUUAAACUUUUGUUUUUAAGAAUAGAAGAAUAUUUUCAGUAG
Molecule: messenger RNA, 7211 nt
Organism: Astyanax mexicanus (Mexican tetra)
Lineage: Eukaryota; Metazoa; Chordata; Actinopteri; Characiformes; Acestrorhamphidae
Gene: tnika
Product: TRAF2 and NCK interacting kinase a
Exons: 33
Coding region: 193-4443 (1416 amino acids)
Biological process (GO): protein phosphorylation
Molecular function (GO): ATP binding; protein kinase activity
Source: RefSeq, a predicted model, not a curated record